AUGACAUGCUGCAUUCCUAAGAAAGUAAGUGUGCAACAACUGUUUUUAAUAGAAUUUAUUUUGUUUUUGUUGUUUGUAUUAAUACAAUAAGAAAUAUAAGUAUGAUUAAAUUAUGAUACAUUAUUUUCAGGUUAGGCACUCAAGCUCUCCCGCUAAUGGAUCGGAGGAUCGUCCUAAUGAUUGUCCCAGCAAUUCAAGUAAUUAAUAACAUAUAAUAUUUAGGUUUUAUAUUAUUAUUAGGAUUUCAAGUAUUAUAUAAUAAAAAUAAUUCCCAAUUAUACAUAAUAUAUAUUUAUUACAUUCAUCUUAAAAUUAUAAUUUACUCCUAGUUCAAAUGUUAAAUUUUCAUUAAAAAAAAAAUCGCAUUGAAUAGAUUUCAAUUUCAUAAAAAUCGUUGUCUUGAUAUGAUAUGAAACAAAAAUUAGGAAUUUAAACAGGUCUUUAUAAUUUGUAUGGUAUUACUAUUUUAGUAAAGUCCAAAUCACAUUUGGAAACAAAUUUGGAAGAACGUUUAGUUGUAGAGUGCCGGAUUCUAGCUGAAGUUGAGGAAGAUAACGAUUUACUAAGUUCUACGGUGGAUGAUAAAAUGUCGAAUAUAUCCAUUGAAGAUUUUAGACUUCUGAGUGUAUUAGGAAAAGGCAGUUUUGGAAAAGUAAUAAUUAUAAUUAGAAACAAUUAGAAUGCAAGUAAGUAAUUUGUGUUUCAUUUACUUUCCAUUCUUAUUAUAGGUAACAUUGUGUCAAUACACAAAAUCCGAUGAGUACUUUGCCAUUAAAACGCUUAAAAAAUCCAAUAUAAUUGCUGAAAACGGAGUGGAGUUAUUAGACUCUGAAAAAAAUAUAUUCGAAGUUGUUAAUAAUAUCCAUCACCCAUUCUUAGUGAAUUUAUUCGCCUGUUUCCAGACAGACGUAAGUAUACUAAAAUUUUAUUAUUUAUUUGUAUUUUAAAAUUGUNAUUAUAUUUAGGUCUUAUAUUAUAAUUGGGAUUUCAAGUAUUAUAAAAUAAAAAUUAUUCCCAAUUAUAUAUAAUAUAUAUUUAUAACAUUCAUCUUAAAAUUAUAAUUCACUCCUAAUUCAAAUGUUAAAUUCUCAUUAAAAAAAAAUUCGCCUUGAAUAAAUUCCAAUUUCAUUAAAAUCGUUGUCUUGAAAAUUACAAAUUAAAUUAAACAGCACAUUUGUUUUUACUGAUCAAACUUUUUUUAACUUCAAAGAAUUAAUUAAUAUGAUUUGAAACAAAAAUUAGGAAUUUAAAUAGGUAUUUAUAAUUUUUAUGGUAUAACUAUUUUAGUAAGGUCCAAAUCACAUUUGGAAGAAAGUUUAGUUGUAGAGUGCCGGGUUCUAGCUGAAGAUGAGGAAGAUAACGAUUUACUAAGUUCUAAGGUGGAUGAUAAAAUGUCGAAUAUAUCCAUUGAAGAUUUUAGACUUCUGAGUGUAUUAGGAAAAGGCAGUUUUGGAAAAGUAAUAAUUAUCAUUAGAAACAAUUAGAAUGCAAGUAAGUAAUUUGUGUUUCAUUUACUUUCCAUUCUUAUUAUAGGUAACAUUGUGUCAAUACACAAAAUCAGAUGAGUAUUUCGCCAUUAAAACGCUUAACAAAUCUAAUAUAAUUUCUGAAAACGGAGUGGAGGCAUUACACUCUGAAAAAAGUAUAUUCGAAGUUAUUAAUAAUAUCCAUCACCCAUUCUUAGUGCAUUUAUUCGCCUGUUUCCAGACAGACGUAAGUAUACUAAAAUUUUAUUAUUUAUUUGUAUUUUAAAAUUGUUCGGUUUAUUGUUUACAGGCUCAUGUUUGUUUCGUUAUGGAGUAUGCGGCUGGAGGUGAUUUGUAUACGCACCUAAAUAACGGGGUGUUUGAAGAGCCAAGAACAAUUUUCUAUGCCGCUUGUAUACUUUUGGGCCUACAAUAUUUACACGGAAACAGUAUCAUUUAUCGGUUUGUACAAUGUUAAUUUAGUGUUUAUAAUUUUUGACGUUGUUAUUAAAAUUAAGCGUUCAUUAUUUGUUAGUGAUUUAAAAUUAGGUAACUUACUGUUGGAUACUGAUGGCUAUGUUAAAAUAACGGAUUUCGGUACAUGCAAAAAAGGUGUGGGUUUUGGCGAUCGGACCGCAACAUUUUGUGGAACAGCCAAAUAUUUAGCUCCUGAAAUUAUUACCGAAACGUCGUACACGCGUAGUGUAGAUUGGUGGUCUUUUGGUAUAGUGAUAUAUGAAAUGCUUGUGGGAGAGGUAAAUAUAUUUUGGAUAUUAAUGUGUAAUAUAACACCGUAACUAAUAUAAAUUUUUAUCACACAUAGUGCCCCUUCGAAGACGCCAAUGAUCUACAAAGCUUGUUUCACUGCAUAGUUAACGAUCAAAUUCCAUAUCCUAGUAUGCUAUCUUCUGAAGCGAUUUCAAUUAUGAGCAAAGUAUGUUUUUUUUUUAAAUUUAUAUUAGAGGAAACUAUAUACUAAUUUGAAAUUUUUUGUUGUUUUUGUGGAUAUAGCUUUUAUGCAAAAAUCCUGAAAAAAGGUUAGGUUCAAACGAAAGAGAUGGAGAAGACGUAAAACUACAAGAAUUUUUUGGAGAAGUUGUUUGGGAGGAUUUACUAAGAAGAAAGGUUAAACCUCCAUUCGUACCGACCGUUGUAAGCAUCUUAAAUAUAUCUGUUUUGAAACCUAUGAUAGUUCUACAUCAUAAAUUAUACUUACAUAAAAAAAAAUUAAAAUAAAAAAUUAGAAUUCGCUAGAAGAUGUAGGAAACUUCGAAGAAGAAUUCACAUCUGAGACGCCACAAUUGACUUUAGAUCCAAAAUUGUUAACCAAUGAACAACAAGAAUUAUUCAACAAUUUUAUGUAA
Cinara cedri is the source of this 2830-nucleotide messenger RNA. Lineage: Eukaryota; Metazoa; Arthropoda; Insecta; Hemiptera; Aphididae. The record is from the annotation of a GenBank genome assembly.